Messenger RNA from Trichechus manatus latirostris (Florida manatee), 2379 nucleotides. RefSeq names its product T-box transcription factor 21 (gene TBX21). Gene Ontology annotation, cellular component: nucleus. Bases 28 to 1638 code for a protein of 536 amino acids. NCBI's taxonomy places the organism in Eukaryota, Metazoa, Chordata, Mammalia, Sirenia, Trichechidae. The transcript has 6 exons. The record is from RefSeq and is a predicted model, not a curated record. Gene Ontology annotation, molecular function: RNA polymerase II cis-regulatory region sequence-specific DNA binding; DNA-binding transcription factor activity, RNA polymerase II-specific. Gene Ontology annotation, biological process: regulation of transcription by RNA polymerase II; positive regulation of DNA-templated transcription; cell fate specification.
GGCGGGGAGGUGCCCGGCCCUCCCCGGAUGGGCAUCGUGGAGCCGAGCUGCGGAGACAUGCUGACGGGCACCGAGCCCAUGCCGGCGAGCGACGAGGGCCGGGCGCCAGGCGCCGACCAGCAGAGCCGCUACUUCUACCCGGAGCCCGCGGCGCAGGACGCGGCAGACCGGCGCGGGGGCGGCAGCCUGGGGGCGCCCUACCCCGGGGGCGCCCUGGUGCCCGCUCCGCCCGGCCGCUUCCUGGGAACCUACGCUUACCCGGCCCGGCCCCAAGCCGCUGGCUUCCCCGGCGCUACCGAUCCUUUCCCGCCGCCGCCCGCGGGCGCCGAGGGCUACCAGCCCCGGGACGGCUACGCGGCCCCUGAUCCGCGAGCCGGCCUCUACCCUGCGCCACGAGAGGACUAUGCGCUGCCCGCUGGCCUCGAGGUGUCCGGGAAGCUGCGCGUCGCGCUCAACAACCACCUGUUGUGGUCCAAGUUCAACCAGCACCAGACGGAGAUGAUCAUCACCAAGCAAGGCCGGAGGAUGUUCCCAUUCCUGUCAUUUACCGUGGCUGGGCUGGAGCCCACCAGCCAUUACCGCAUGUUCGUUGACGUGGUCUUGGUGGACCAGCACCACUGGCGGUAUCAGAGUGGCAAGUGGGUGCAGUGCGGAAAGGCAGAGGGCAGCAUGCCAGGAAACCGCCUGUACGUCCACCCGGAUUCCCCGAACACUGGAGCCCACUGGAUGCGUCAGGAAGUUUCAUUCGGGAAACUAAAGCUCACAAACAACAAGGGGGCCUCCAACAAUGUGACCCAGAUGAUUGUGCUCCAGUCGCUCCACAAGUACCAGCCCCGGCUGCACAUCGUCGAGAUAAAUGACAGUGAGCCGGAGGCGGCCUGCAGUGCGUCCAACACCCAUAUCUUUACUUUCCAAGAAACCCAGUUUAUCGCUGUGACCGCCUACCAGAACGCUGAGAUUACUCAGCUGAAAAUUGAUAAUAACCCUUUUGCCAAAGGAUUCCGGGAGAACUUUGAGUCCAUGUACACAUCUGUUGACACCAGCGUCCCCUCCCCGCCUGGACCCAACUGUCAGUUACAUGGGGGAGACCACUACUCUCCUCACCUACCCAACCAGUAUCCUGUCCCCAGCCGUUUCUACCCCGACCUUCCUGGCCAGGCCAAGGACGUGGUUCCCCAGCCAUACUGGCUGGGGGCUCCCCGGGACCACAGCUAUGAAGCCGAGUUCCGAGCAGUCAGCAUGAAGCCUGCAUUCCUGCCCUCCGGCCCCGGGCCCAACUUAGCUUACUAUCGAGGCCAGGAGGUCCUGGCGCCUGGCGCUACCUGGCCCGUAGCUCCCCAAUACCCCCCCAAAAUGGGCCCAGCCAGCUGGUUCUGCCCCAUGCGGACUCUGCCUAUGGAGCCUGGCCCUGGUACCUCAGAGGGCCGAGGGCCAGAGAACCAGGGCUCCCCAUCAGUGUGGACUGAGAUCACCUCCAUUCGGCCAGAAUCCAGUGACUCGGGACUGGGAGAAGGAGACUCUAAGAGGAGGCGUGUGUCCCCCUACCCUUCCAGUGGUGACAGCUCCUCCCCUGCUGGGGCCCCUUCUCCUUUUGAUAAGGAAGCUGAAGGCCAGUUUUAUAACUAUUUUCCCAACUGAGCAGGCGAUGUGGUGAAAGGAACAGAAACAGUGUUACUAGGUUGGAGGACACCAACUAACUUAGAAACAGUCUCAGGACUGAGAAGCCCCCGGCUCCCUCUGUCCCGUCUCCAUUUAGUAGUUGGUUGGGGAAGAGAGGGACCAAGAAGGAUUCUGGGGUUCAUUGCUGCUUCCUGGCCCACAAUGAACUGAGAGGAGUGUCCCUGCUCCUUUCUCUGCCCUAACUACAGUCAUUUACCUGGUGCUGCUGCUGGCUUUUGGUUCCCACCUGGAGAACAGAACACAAAGAAGAAGGUCUUGGACCCAGGGGAGCUUCCUUCCUUCUGGCAGGAUGAGUGGGUCAGGUGGGAGAAGGCUAGGGGCUGGACAUUCAGCUCUCUUCCUUUGUAAAGUAACUUUCAGAAUUGUUGUUUGCAUGUGUGUUAAUCUCCGAUCUGAAAAUAAAUGUUCAUGGAUUUUAUAACAGUUCGCCCACCAGGGGCAGGGAGAGGACUCAGGUGACUUGGGGCAGCUGGCCUGGGCCCCACCAUCUCUGAGGAGUGGGGUUCAGAGGAAGGGGCUGGGAAGCGGGGGAUGGUGCACAUCUCAAGAAGCAAGGUCUUGUUUGUUGUGUGUGUAUGCGCGCUUUUUUCUUUUCUUUUUUAUUUUUUGGAAUGGGGAGGCUAUUUAUUGUACAGAGAGUGGUGUCUUGAUGUAUUUCUUUUGUCUUCAUCACUUUCUGAAAAUAAACAUGAAACUGUU